This is a messenger RNA of Aspergillus neoniger CBS 115656, 624 nucleotides long. RefSeq names its product aminoglycoside phosphotransferase family protein. Gene Ontology annotation, molecular function: protein kinase activity. The coding region runs from base 1 to 624 and encodes 207 amino acids. The record is from RefSeq and is a predicted model, not a curated record. The transcript has a single exon. Lineage: Eukaryota; Fungi; Ascomycota; Eurotiomycetes; Eurotiales; Aspergillaceae. Gene Ontology annotation, biological process: protein phosphorylation.
AUGAGGUUUAUCGCUGAGCAUACCAGCAUUCCUGUUCCUGAAGUUCACAAGAUUGAAACCGACCAGGAUGGCAAGGUCCUUGAAAUAUAUAUGGACUAUAUGCCAGGAACGCCAUUGGACGAAGCGUGGAGUACUAUGACUGAAGUCGAAAAGCGAUCGGUGGCAGAAGACCUUCUUAAAUACGUACGCGAAAUGCGAUCACUGAAAGGUAACUACAUUGGAGCUGCAGGCCGUGGCCAGGCAGUGAUUGGCCAACAUGUUUUCCAUGGUGGUGGUCCGUUCGACACAGAACGCGAGUUUAAUCAAUUUAUGUUCUCCAAGAUCAUAUCCAAGGUUCCCGAUGCGUUCAAGUGCCAUGCAGCAAGGGUAUUCAAAGAGAACCAUGAGAUUGUCUUCACCCACAGUGACUUGGCCCCCAGGAAUAUACUGGUCAAAGAUGGCCAUGUUAGCGGUAUUCUGGACUGGGAGCAUUCCGGGUGGUAUCCAGAAUAUUGGGAGUAUGAAAGGGCGUAUCGGCAUUUUAAUGAUGUGCCUGGGUGGCUAGAUUAUGUUGAUCUCUUUUUACCCUGGAAGUACUCUGAAGAGAUAGUGGCGAUGUCAUAUUUAUCUAAAUACAGCCGUUGA